Molecule: messenger RNA, 1552 nt
Organism: Nerophis ophidion (straightnose pipefish)
Lineage: Eukaryota; Metazoa; Chordata; Actinopteri; Syngnathiformes; Syngnathidae
Product: gastrula zinc finger protein XlCGF8.2DB-like
Exons: 2
Coding region: 348-1364 (338 amino acids)
Biological process (GO): regulation of transcription by RNA polymerase II
Molecular function (GO): DNA-binding transcription factor activity; RNA polymerase II cis-regulatory region sequence-specific DNA binding
Source: RefSeq, a predicted model, not a curated record
GGGGGUGCAUUUUACGGCGGGGGUGCAUAAUUCGGCACAACACCGGCUAUAGUGCGCAUGACACAAGACGUCACGACAGCAGGAUUGUCACGUCCAGUGUGCUAGCUGCCUUGAAAGCACAUUGAUGAAGAAAGCAGACAGCAGGACUGUAAACAGUCAGUGGUAUCGUGUGUUAUUCAUUAAGUACAUCAUAUAAAAUACAUCUUGAGUUAUUGAUGUCACGAUAUAAUCGUCAUCUCGCGCGAGAUGCUUCUUGGGUUAGCUUAGCUUGUUAGCUGCUAACGAGACUUGGAAGUUGUCAAAGCGUCGUCAAAGGGAGAUCCGGUGUGAGUAUAAAGUGUGGGGAAAUGUGUAAAGUCCAUGUGCUGAGAGCGUUGGUGAGUCAGCGGCUAACUGCAGCGGUGGAAGAGAUUUUUGUUGUGAUAGAAAAAACGUUAACAGACUACGAGGAGGAACUUUCUCGAACAAAAGAGGAGAAUGAGCGACAACGUCAACUACUGGUCGCGUUUUUCAAGACACACAAAUCAGAUGAAGGUCUUCCCCCUAAGCAGGGGGAGCCACAGCCCCACCACGUUAAAGAAGAGGAGGAGGAUCACAGCCUCAGUCCAGAGGUGGAUGGACUAAAUGAUUUCCCAGUGAUCCGUGUCAUUGUGAAGAGCGAUGAUGAGGAAGACGAGGGUCAAAGUGAGGAAAGAGGGGAGGAGCAUCCAAGCAGCAGUUCAAAUCAACACACGACAAGGGAAGCUGAUGCAGACAACUGUGGAGGAUCACAAGAAGACAAUCUCUCAGCGCCACUAUCUGAUAAUGACGAGACAGAUGAUGAAGGCUCCAAAGUUGAUACAACAAGUCACACUGACAAUACACACUGGACAUGUUCUCAAUGUGACAAAACAUUUGGCAGCAAGAGAAAUCUGAGAAGACACAUGAGUAUCCACACAGCGGAGAAACCGUUUGAAUGUUCAGUCUGUGGCAAAAGAUACCCUACAAAGGAACGUCUGACAGACCACAUGAGAAUUCACGUGAAACGAUUCAUAUGCACAGUCUGUGGCAAAGCUUUUUCUGGAGGUCACCAUUUGAAAAGCCACCUAAGAACACACACUGGAGAAAGACCUUUUUUUUGCUCGGUUUGCGGUCAGACAUUCUCUCAAAAGUGCAGUUUGGAGAAACAUGCCAUCAUGCACACUGGGGAAAAACCAUUCAGUUGUACAUUUUGCGGUCAAAGGUUCUGGCAGAAAGGCACUUUGACAAGACACACAAGAAUACACACCGGUGUGAAACCAUUCGCCUGUUCAGUGUGCGACGCAGGUUUUUGUCACCGUUCCGCAUUAAUCAAACACAUGAUGAAACACAUUGAGGAGAAAUAGAUAAGACACUUCGGUCAUUUGUGUCCAAUCUGUGACUUGUCUUUAGGAAAUAGGAAAAAAAGUCAAGCAAAAUGGUUGGGAUUGCAGAAACAUCAGAUGUAUUAUUGUGUUUGUCCUUCAUUGAGUACUAAAUUUAUUGCUGUCAUAUAACACUGUUAAUAUGGUAAAUAAAGAAACACAAACACUAA